UCACCACUCUUCCUCUUCUUACUCAGUACUCCACAAUGACAAGCAGUCCGAGGGUGUCGAUUCUAGCACCCGUUGCUCUGCCGGCAUCUGUCCUCUCCUACGCUCUCUCCAUGGUCAACCGGUCCGGCAAAUCCGCAUCCUCCCCUUCAUCAGCAACAGCAACACCAUCUCCCUCGGUCUCCUCGCCCAUCUCCAACGACACCCUCGCUCUCGUCGAACUCCCCUUUGCCGCCGACAGCAAGGCGCGCUACGCAAAGAACGGCCAUAACCUCCUCUCGCUCGCUCUCUCCGAAGCCGAUCCCGAACUCAGCCGGCAGCUCUACAUCCACGCCCUCACAUACCUCCUCCGCGCACUUCCCGACGACCUCGCCCGUGUCGAGGCUCUCGAACUCAGCCUCUCCCUCCCCGACUCCCUAUCCGACUCCUCGACAACAGUUCUCCCGCCAUCUGCAGACUGUCAAACCUCAAACUCAACCGACGAAUCCUCCACAAAAGUCGAGGAAGCCAUCGUGCAUAUCGUCCGCGCUCUCACCUCCUGUCUCUGCCUCUCUCUCCCGAUCGUCGUCGAACUGCUCAGACGAAUGGCCGAUAAAGAGCGUGAGUACAAGUUUACUGAAAAGUGCUUCGCCGUCGGAUCUUCGGCUAUUGAUAGGCUCUCCUCGAGUCCGCUCGGUGUCCGGGUUCUAAACCUCGGCAUCGGCGUCAUCGGCGCCGCAGGACGCGGUGUGGUUGAAGGACUUACCGUCGUGAAAGCAAAGAAUCGAUUCUACUAAUUUUUUUAUAACGUGGCAUGAUAAUAACUUAUAAUAACGGGCUAUUUGGGAGUGUUUUGGGUUUGUCUGGGUUUGUCUUGGGUGUCUUUUUGAUAUAUAGAUAGAUUUGCUGUGAUUGUUAAUGUAAUUGAAUGUUAUGAACUACAC
This is a messenger RNA of Myxozyma melibiosi, 920 nucleotides long. RefSeq lists its product as uncharacterized. The record is from RefSeq and is a predicted model, not a curated record. The transcript has a single exon. Bases 36 to 773 code for a protein of 245 amino acids. Lineage: Eukaryota; Fungi; Ascomycota; Lipomycetes; Lipomycetales; Lipomycetaceae.